CACUGUCCUGUUCGUUUCAUGCGUCUAGUGACAGCGAGUUACGUGUAAAACCUGUACAGUAGUGUAGUGUAGUGUAGUAUGUCCAAACCCUGAGCAGUCCUGGGUGUCACGGUAUCUGACGCGCUGUUUAGUGCGGUUUCAGAGGUAGACUCAUCUGCGGUUCGGGCUAGAAGCUUUCGUGGGACUUAAACCGGAAACCAAACUUUUUUUUUUUUUUUCAUCUCAAACUUGUUUCGUUGCUCAGUCGAAAAGAGGAAAACACACACACACACACACACAACGAUGAGCAGAAGCAGCAGGGCACCGUUACCAUGCGCAGUUCCUCCUUUCUCAGCUUCCCAUCAUGUCGGCUGUGAGAAAGUUCUCAGCAAAACGAAGUGAAAUAUCCACAUUUGGCUCUAAAUAAAGUGGCGUCGAGUGUUUUUUUUUUUUCCUUCUCUUUUUUUCUCCUUUACAUAACGGAGUCUUAGUGUUUUAUCAUGGGAGAUGAUGUUAAAGAUGAACCAGCCAAGCCCAAAGAAACAACGCUUAAAGGCAAAGCAGGCUGGUUGAAGAAGUGCUCAGGGAAGUUCCUGGGCAGCUACAAGGACCGCUACAUCCAGUUGGACAACACGGAGAUCGCAGUGUAUGAAAACGAGGACUUAAAGAACUGCCUGGAGCGCCUGGACUUGGAAAACUAUGACAAAUGCCAUGAGCUACGCAGCCCCUUCAAGAAGAAAUACAGGCUGAUACUGAUCCGGGCGCCCAAGAACGCGAAUAAGGUCAGUGAUAUCAAACUGCAGGCUCAAAACCCGGAAGAGAAAGAAGCUUGGAUCAAAGCACUCAGUGAUGGCAUCAACAGGGCAAAGAAUAAAAUCUUUGAUGAGGUAAAAGUAGAUGAAAGUUUAUCUUUAGAUCAUGUAACACGUUCUCGGCCGAAAGGAAACCGUAGCAGAAGACCACCAACCAGAAUACACAUGAAGGAGACUGCAAGCAUUUCAUCAGAUGGAAUUUUGAGACUGGACCUUGACACUGUUGACAAUAUGCCUAACGGUGAUCACGUCUUAAUGGGUGGCACUGAUGGAGAAGCCAAAGUGGCUCCAGCUAAAUCCUUCGAUGCUAUUCCAGAGGAACCUGAAAGUGAGGCACCUCAGAAGAAAGUAUUGAAGCCUCCAAUGCCUCCAUCGAAGGAGAACAAGCCCAGUGAAAGCCAAGACAGUGAAAGCAAAAAUGAUGAACCUGCACCACAGAAGAAGAUCCUCAUGCCACCAAUGCCACCAUCAAAGGAUCAGAAACCAGCUGAAAAUACAGAAGAGGAAAAGAAAAGUGAGGAGGUGACAGUUGUAGAACCUCCCAUGCCUCCUUCAAAGGAGAAUAAACCCAGAAAAAAUGCCAGUGGGGAUGCCAGUGAAGACACUGCUUUGGUGAAUGGUGAGCCAGAAGCAGCAACCACACCUGCCAAGACCAGUCCAGUUCAAGGUGAAACAGAUGCACCUGAAACCAUCCAUCCUCCCAGUCCACCAUCCAAAGACAUGAAACCCAAGCAGGCACUUAACCUAAAUGAUAAAGACACACUUUCAGAAGAUGAAGGGAUUACCAAUAAGGAAAUUGAUGAAAAAGAUGAGGCAGAAUCAGUUAAGAUAGAAGACAAACCAUUCACUCUAUCCAAUAAUGUCCCAAAGCCCCAAGGAGUGAUGUGGGAUUCACCUUCUCCAGCAGUGGAAAAAAGUUCUGUUGAGCAAAAUGCUAAAAAGUCUGCUCAAACUGUACUAACAACAGUAACGAUUGAACCUAUAAAACCUGCCAAUAACAUUAAAUUAACCCCACAUUCAACUCCAGAGCUUGUUAAAAAGAGUGCUCUCCCCCCUGCUCCACCAAAAAAGAAACCCGUUAAACCACCUGUCAAAAUGGAAGACCAGGUUGUCCAGGAUGACUCCUCGGUUGAAAAAGGCUCUGACAACGUGCCAUCAGAUGAAACAACACCUGCCUCUCAAGAAUCAAAAGAAGAACGCAAGGUUAUUGUAUUGAGUCUCAGUAAUUCAGCAGCAAAUGAGGACCUAGAGGAUAGCUCUGGAGAAAAAGCAGAAGUAAAGUCUAUAGACAGUGGUCAGCUCUCUGCUGAAGACUCUGAAAGUAGUGAUCAAGUUACACCAUCCACAGAUAAGCUGCAGAGUAGCCUGGAAGUUUUAACUGUCGUGACCAGCGAAGAGGAACUGGAGACACCACCAGACAGCAAGAUCCAGAAAAUUGAGGAUCCACUUUCAGCCACCCUAGCUAUUGAAGUCGAAACCACUAUGGAUGACUCCAGCCCUGUUUUUGCAGAAAAUACAUGCCCCGCUCAGAUUUCUACCAAUGCCGCAUCACCAGACUCCACCUUAAAGAAACGGUCUGUAUCCACAGGAGAUCUUCUUCAGGAGAUGAUGGGCUUGCAAAGUAAAGUGUCCUUGGAGCUUGAGGAGACAGGAGAGCUGCUGGGGAAAAUAGCACCCCGAGGUUCACCCGAAGCUGGGCAAGACAGCGAAGGGGUAACAGACCCUGAGAUCCUUCUUGCUACAGCAAUGGAGAAACUUAAAAAAGCUGACCAGUUCUUGAGAGAAGCCAAGAGUUUGAAAGAGCAGGAGAACAAGAGCAGUAAUAGAACAAGCUGGUAAUUGCAGAAGAUGAAGAUAUUGGGGCAAUACUGUGUUAAUGGAAUCACAAACCUUAUAAAUGUUCAAGUGCAAUUAUACCACCAUUAUUUUUAAUACAGGACCAUUGCAAAGUUAAUGGGUCUAUUUGAAACUGUUUUAUAACCAGGUACCAUGGACUAAACUAGGGAUCCAAUACUGAGUAUUGAUAUCAAACCAACAUUGCCCAGGAAAGCUGGAUCUGUGAAACCAUUAAUGAUGCUUUUCAACUUGAUUUAUGAGCCCAGUUAAUGUCCAUGAUAAGAGAGAUUGUGGAAACAUAGGCAAAAAUGAUUCUCAGUGGAUUUCAACAUGUGUUCCUGUUUUUAGAAUUAUACUGUCUGAUUUUUUUCUGCAAUGGGUUACCAUGAUGCUUCUCUUCAUGGCAGUUUUCAGUUAAAGGCUUCAAGCACGAUUAUGGCAAUUUAAUAGGAUGGUGUUGCACCCAAAUUUCCGCUCUGUGCUGUACACAGUACCAUAGAGCAUUUUACUUUAAAAUUCCACAAACUAGCACAAAGGCAAGGCCACACAAUAACGAAACUAGUGUCAGGUUACAUAGCCUUAGCUAAAAAUAAUGCAAUGGCCUUGUUCGGGGUUAUGAUAAAGUACAUGGGAACUAGCAACUUCCUGACUGAUAUGCAUCACUUUUAUCUAUUUCAAAGUUUAUAAAGUGAGCAUCAUGAAAACAUAUUUUCAUACUGACACCACUCAUUUUGGAUUCAUCAUCUUAUCUCGAAUUGGUUCAAUUAGCUCCCAUGUUAUGCUAACAGCUAUUGUCCUAACGUUACAUUGUCUUUUUAAAUAUUGUUUUUUACGAAUCAGGGCAUGUAGCUUUUUAGUUUGUUAUUAUCAGUGUUUUUAUAUAGAAAAUGCAGAACAUGAUACAAUGACUUAGUAAAUAAUAGAAUUAACCCCCUUUUUGUAUGAAAUACUGGUUAUAGUUUAAUACUAUAUUUUUAUUUUAAACAAAAAAAAGUAUAUAUUGUGAUUAGAUCAUGUGGAACAGGUCAUGACCCUGCAUUUUAUAGAUAUAGGCUACUUAGGUGAAACAUUACUGAAACAACCUAAAAAAAGUAUUUUUCUGAGUUUCCACAUAACAUUUAUAGUUACAUUGUAUAGCAAAAUAUUACCGCAUUAUUUUUUAUAAAUGAUCUCCUUUUGUAAAUAACAUGUUUACCAAUUAAUUGCUUAAUAUUUAAGUUAUUAAUAGUCUACCAUCCUGGUUUCUGUCCUUUAAAGUAAAAAAAAAAAAAUCUAAUAUCAAAUUAACUUGAGAUCCCAAUUUACUGAAAUAAUAAAUUAUGUUUGCUAUUGAAAUGAUAAGAAGAUCUAUGAUUAUAUAUUGUAAUAUAUUAUUUGUCAGUGACUGCAUUUACUAACUGGACUAAUACUGUAUGUUUUCUAGAUGUCUUGCGUUUAAUGUGCAAACAAUCAAAAUAAAAAAUUAACUCAUUGCCUGCCAAGCAUGUCUUAAUAAAAAUGUCUUUCCUACUGUGGAUAUAA
Clarias gariepinus (North African catfish) is the source of this 4148-nucleotide messenger RNA. It is a transcript of the gene plekho2, whose product is annotated as pleckstrin homology domain containing, family O member 2. Gene Ontology annotation, biological process: macrophage apoptotic process. The record is from RefSeq and is a predicted model, not a curated record. The transcript is spliced from 6 exons. Bases 480 to 2630 code for a protein of 716 amino acids. Lineage: Eukaryota; Metazoa; Chordata; Actinopteri; Siluriformes; Clariidae.